UCUCGCGCUCUAUAUAAUGAGCUCACUGGCCGGCGCGCUUGCCUUCGCUUCAGCGUUUCGAUAUAUCGAUGCGAGGAGUUCCGGACCCCAGGGUUGACUUAUAUCCUUCAGCAUCCAAGUCUGUCCCAAUGGACAUUAACAUCAAUUCAACUGAUGAUGAAGUUGUACUGUACCUGGAAGGCAGGAAAGUUGGAGAUCCCACUCCAAACAAUGUCAUCACUGAAGUGAACCCUUUUGGCGUUGAACCAUGGGAUUCUCCUGAAAAAAUUUGGUACCUGUACCACUCAGAGGGGCCACGAUCUCCUGAAGGGGGAUGUGAAAUCAAAGCAACAAGAUCUGGGUACUGGAGACCAACAGAUGAUGUAAAGAUAUAUACAGGUACCAGCACCAUUGGUAGGAAAACAACACUGGAAUUUUGUAAAGGCAAAGUACCUUUCGGAGACAGAACUGGGUGGAUGAUGCAUGAAUAUCAGGCGGAACAGCAUAAGCUGAAUGGAUAUAUUUACUCAAAGGAUAGCAGUUCCUUGUUUAGAAUCUUCCUGCAAACUGACAGAAGUAGAAGUCAAGGGGAAUUGAAUUAUUCUGCAAGUGCUGGUGCAUCUGGUGGUGAGUAUGUAGAACAAUUGUUGUUGAGCCUUCUAGAACAAGAAGAGAUCAACUUAUGUCUGACGGUUUCUGCCAACAGUUCCCAGACUGUUGCUGAGAUGGAUCAAGCACAAUCAGCAUUGUCCAGCAGAAGGCCUGAUGAACCUGUACCCGAGAAUUUUUGUGCGAACAUGUAUGGAAAUUGUGACUUUGCAAAGGGAGAAUACUUGGAAUUGAAUGAUUUUAAUAGUCCAGAGACAUCUUCAGCUAGUUCAGGCAAUUCCAGCCGGUUGUCGGUGAAUUCUGAUGAAUACUUUGAUCCUGAUGCAUUAAUAAGGGAUAUUGAGAAUGAUCAUGGCCUUGGUGUUGAAGAGGAGUAUACAGAAUGCAGGUACAGUAUUUCUGUACCUGUCAAAUCAAGUCAGGUGGUUAUCAGGCCUCCGCCAUCAGGUUCAAUUAAAAGAAAUGGUAAUCUUGCAAUCUAUGAGAACAAUAAUUGUGGAACAGGCCAUCUGCUGGACAGAAAUGGAUUGACAAUACAGCCAGGGCAUUCUUCAUCGACUGAUAAGAUACAGCAAAAAGGAAAGGCUUCUACAACUAGCAGGCCGCUUGGUAGUCAUGCCAAUGAAAUUAAUGAUAGCUCACAGCGUCUCAGGGCUUCUGGGGGGAAUGGAAAGAACUCCAUUCAUAAGUUUGCAAAUAUAGGAAAAAAAUACUUCUGCUUUGGAUCAUUUUGAUCUUAACAUCGCCGGUGAUAUGAUUGACUCAGUACAUCACUGAUAUUGAUUAUAUGGGGAGAAAGGAUUCUCGUAGCAGUAUUGUCUCCAAGGUUUCCUUGCUUUCAGAUCCCAUAAAGAAGUUACCCUGAUAAUUUAAAUGUUUAUGUAUCAGCUUUGAGUGAUCACAAGGAAUGUAACACCCAUCUUGAAGUAAGUUGGCAAAUAGUUCUUCAAGAAGUACCAAGGGUGGAAGAUGUGUUUAGGUGUCUAGGCUUCAUCAUGUUUAUUUAACACAAGUCUUGCACAUUUACUUAGCUAAGUAUGAAUAUAUGCAUCAUAAUCAUCAUUCUCAGCACCAUUAGUUGUAAAAACUGAUAGCAAGACAGUUUUGUAUAUUUUGUUGAUAUAUGUAUUUGUUAUGUUUGUAUAACUACAUUGUCCAUUCAUAAUUAAUUGAUUACACUUUGACAUCA
Messenger RNA from Musa acuminata subsp. malaccensis (wild Malaysian banana), 1777 nucleotides. RefSeq names its product NAC domain-containing protein 72. The record is from RefSeq and is a predicted model, not a curated record. Lineage: Eukaryota; Viridiplantae; Streptophyta; Magnoliopsida; Zingiberales; Musaceae. Gene Ontology annotation, molecular function: DNA binding. Gene Ontology annotation, biological process: regulation of DNA-templated transcription.